Messenger RNA from Didymodactylos carnosus, 997 nucleotides. The record is from the annotation of a GenBank genome assembly. NCBI's taxonomy places the organism in Eukaryota, Metazoa, Rotifera, Eurotatoria, Philodinida, Philodinidae.
AUGCGUGUAUUAUUAUACCUGAAUUUUGGUUCUGUUAUCACGACUGAAAAUGAACAUCCAUUACAAAUACAAGAUAGUACAUCAGAAGAAGAUGAACCAAGGCAACAAAUUGAUUUCCAACCGAUGGAAUCAAAAGCAACUGGUGGUGUGAAAGUUCGUGUCUACUUGGACUACUUUCGAGCUGGCUCCGGAUUAUUUCUUGGAAUUUUUCUUGUUUUUGUUGUAUUUUCAUUGCAACAAGCUACAGCUGUAUUUAGUAAUUGGUGGUUAGCGAGAUGGUCAGAUGCCGAACGUUUUCGUCACUCAACUGCAUCGCUUAAUUGUACUUUUACAAAAGCUGAUCCAAAAAUAAGAACAAUGUCAGAUGCAGAAUGGGAAUUAUAUCGAAACCGAAGAUUUCAUAUUUAUUGUGGUGUAAUGUUUCAAAGAAUAAUUCAUUGUCCAAUCUACUUUUUUGACAAUAUCCCAGUUGGUAGAAUAUUGAGCCGUUUCACGAAAGAUGUUGCUAUUAUGGAUGAAUUAUUACCAAUAAGUCUUUUCGAUUUCUUACAGGUAGAAGCAGGUCUAUAUAAUUCAUUUUUAAGGAGUCAUCAUGAGGCAAAUAAACUAGUAGAAGGAUUUUUGAAUCAUCUGCUUUAUAGUCAUACUUGAACGGAAAUGUUGAAUAGUUUUUAUCGUGAAGUAAAGCAUAAGAGAGAGCGUCAAGAAUCAUCAAAACAUGAUAAAAAAUAGAUUUUUCUGAGACCUAUCUCAUUCGAUUUUCUAUACAAAAUUAGGUAUGUUACGUUGUUUUUAAUGAAAAAAGCCUUAUACUUCCUGAGAAAUUCAGCUUUUUCGAAAUGCUGGAUCAUUCUCUGAUAAAAAGCCGCGAAUUUUGUUUUUCUAAUUAUAGUUUCAACUCGUUACAUCAGACUUUUUUAUUCAAUAUAUCACUUGACAGUGCAUAAAAUACUGAACAAAAUGUAUAAUUCAGCUAUUAUGGACUUUUAAAAUUCAA